Messenger RNA from Sceloporus undulatus (fence lizard), 3576 nucleotides. It is a transcript of the gene TMEM265, whose product is annotated as transmembrane protein 265. Bases 2091 to 2438 code for a protein of 115 amino acids. The record is from RefSeq and is a predicted model, not a curated record. The transcript has 2 exons. Gene Ontology annotation, cellular component: membrane. NCBI's taxonomy places the organism in Eukaryota, Metazoa, Chordata, Lepidosauria, Squamata, Phrynosomatidae.
CAGAUAUGUGAAUCAAUAGUCAGCUAAGGCAGGUAGUUCUCUGGACUGCUUUUUCCUGCUCUCCUAACAACUUGCCAGAGGUCAAACCCCCUGCCAGUAACUGGUAGCAAUGCUGGAGCUGCAGUUCAGCAACAUAGAAAACCCUGUGCUUUGUCCAUUCCUGACAAUACCAAAAAGGCAAAAGGGUGGGCUGGAUGUUUUUAAAACAAGAAUGAACCAGGAAGAUUUGACCAGCCUUGUACAAAGCUGGAUUAAUUCCUUGGGAAUAUAUUUCAAGGUUAAUGCAUGUGGUAAAUAUGUGAGUAUAGAGCACAAAUGUUUUGAAAGGCCUGGAAAGUGUUUAGAGGAAGUUGUAAAUAACAAUUUGACUCAGUUGUGCCAUAGGCUUUGGAAGGUGUUUUUCACUGGGUUUUAGGAAUGUGGGCAAACAGGUUUCUUGGCUGGCAUUGCUUGGCAGUGGGAACCUUGUGAUUCCUCUGUUGUAGCAGAGGUGUGCCCUUAUGUGGACUUGUCUGGGCCCAUUUCUAGGCUAAGUGCUUUCCUUUUUAAUUUGAUAAUCUCUCCUGUUAGUGUCAAUUCUAGGGCCUCACCUCGAGGACAUCAAAUUCUAAGUAAGAAUGUGUAUUAGCAGUGUGUCCUUUUCACACUGGAAUAACGGCACCUGGCUACCACUACAAUAUAUGCAUUUGAAGAUUUAAGAACUGUGUAGAAAAGACUGACCCAACCUGGCCUGAGAGUAGGGAGCACCUUAAAGUGGGGUAUCCAUCGAUUGACAUAAAUAAGGCUUUCUAUUGUGUGUAGGGUGAUACUCAAGACUUUUUUGUAGUAGUCCAGCAUUCCAUCCCAACAAAAAAUCCCCCCUUGGCAUGUUUUAAUGUGAAAUCCAGCAUGGGGUGUAGUAAUUUGUUCAGUGUUGGACUACAACAUUGGAAGACCAGGAUUUGAAUCCCUACUUGGCCAUAGGAACCCAUUGGGUGACCUUGAGCAGGUUACACACUGCUUCAUAGGAGAAAGCAAACCCCUUUUGAACAAAUUCUGCUAACAAAACCCUAUGAUAGGUUCACCUUGAAGAUGCACAACAAUAAAUGACUUUUAGGGGUCUUGGUCCCCAGAAGUCACCAGCCAACAAGAUCUCUGAUUCUGGUGCCUGGGGGAUUCAGGGAGUUGUCCAAAAAGCUGUAAUGCUUCCCGGAUAUGGACUGUGUUGAGUUUCUCCAAGUCCACACAGCACUCUUGUUCUAAAAAUGAGUUGAAGAAGGCACUCCAACUUGCCUUUCUCAGGAUGGAACUAAUAAUCAAAAGCUCAUAAUAUUCUCCACCUUAAUUCUGUAAUACCUUAAUUCAGUACUUUUCACCUGUAAAUAGCAGCUAUGUUUUUUUCACUCAAGCUUUGUGUUUUGGCAUUCCUGCUUAUCAUUGUCUCUGAAUUACUAAGCAGUUAAGCUGCAGCACCAGAAUGUAGACUGUGGGAACGAGAGUAUGAUCUCAUGCUGAAAAGCCGGAGCAACCUACAUUCCUGAGUCAGUAGCAGCAACUGUGACUUCAUUUGGCAUCAGAAUCUGGGGCCCAGCCCAAAAAGGCACGGCUCAGUCUGAACUUGGGAAGUGGUAGGUGCGUGAGUAUACAUAAAACAGUCUCAAGACAGAAGUUAAAGGGAUUCUGACAGGUGAAAAGGCAGAGUAAUAAGUCCCAAGAGCUGAAGAGAGACGCUUAUAUAGGAUUGUGUUCCUUUCUCCUUCUAAUUAAUUUCUGUUCAGGAGACACUACGUUGUUUAAUUUGCAAAAACUUUUAAACCAUAGUUUGUGAAACACGUUUUAAAAUGUAUUGUUUCCUUUUCUGACCAUCUGAUGCUGCUAAGAGAGAAAAGGUUUUUUCCCCCCAUUGCCACAUGGUGAAUCCCACUGAAGAGCAAAGAUUUGAAGCUGGGUUUCCUGGAUAAAAUUCUCCACAGGCUGAUCACAAUCCUCCGGACUUUGAAUUUAGAAGAUCUAUGGACUAGAUUCUUCAUGUAGUAUUAUGAUCAUAAUAUAUUGGAAAAGGUGAGCAGGAAAGGAAGGCUUUUUACAGCUGUACAGUCACGGGAGCGGCGAUGGAAACUAGAAAUGGAAGCCUUCCUCAAGAUGGAGUGGAGACCUCUGUGAUGAUCACCUCAGAGAUGGACCCUCCGGCCAAGCCCUCACCUUUACGGAUGCACGGCCUCCGCAACCUGGCAAUAGCUAGCAUCAUCUGUGGCUGUUCUUGUCUUGGAGUCCUAGCACUGAUCUACGCAGUCAAGGCUAAUGAGAAACAGAAAGCUGGCUCCCAAGAACUGGCGCUUCGCUGGGCCCAGAAAUCUCGGUGCCUGUCCGUCUUGAGCAUCAGCGUCUGGCUGGGGCUUCUCAUUCUGGUGCCCAUGUCGAUGGUCUUACUUUCUUACCUCUUGUCGCAAGCGGAAUGACGGGGGCCCAUUCGAAGACAUGACUCUGGGCUCCCAGGGUCGCCUCUUCUUAGGCUGCAUUGGAGAAAUGGCUCAGCCAAGGCCAGGGAGACCCUCACAGACGCAGGAGUCCAGCGCAUGCCAUGCAGCUGCGGACAAGUCUGCAUAGGGACACCAGACGCAGUGCGCAAACAAGGAUCAAGGGGCAUGGAAAUGUAGACCAAAAUGGAGGACGUUUAAGGUCCUCCAUUUUCCCUAAUGUCCUACAUUUGGGGCUAAAUUUUGUCCUACAUUUUGCCCUGGUUUAUAGUAGAGAAUUGUGGCAACCCUGAGGUCCAUGGAACAAGGUCAAAUGGUUCUCAAAUCACCGGGAAUAAACUACAAGAAGCUAACCAAGCGCCGGCAGCCGUUGCCGUUCUGUCCCAAGCGCUGAAGAGCAAAGUGCCCUUUGUAAAGCCGGAGUAGGAGAAGGAAGGAAGGAAGAGGCAGAGCCUUUGGGCACAAUAAAGACACACAAAUCUAUCGCGACACAAGCUUCUGUGGGACGGAGGACAUCGGGCGCAUAGAGGAGGGGACUGAGAGAUGCGUUUCAUCCCUUGCCUGUUUUGCUGAGCCCUUUCCCUGUGCUGCUGUGUGCUAUUUAUAUGUAUUCUGCUGCUGCUUCUGAGAUCGCAUCUGUCUUACUGUUUGCAAAUCUACAGCGCUGUAUAAAUAAAGCAUAAUCAUAGUAAUAAUAAUAAUGGUAUAGAGAUUUAACCAAGGUCAGGCAAGGCAUGAUUCAGUGCAAAGCAAACUGACAGUCUUCAUGCAAAAUAAAGGCAGGCAGAACCAAAUGUCGCUAUCAGCCUUAGGACAGAAAGCUCAUAACAAACAGCAAGCUCCUAGUCCUCCUCUGUGCUUCGGUCUCUCCUUCCGCCUGUCCUACCUCGCGGGGUUGUUGUGAGGAGAAAAUAAGGGGGCGUGGCCAAACAGGGCGACGGUUGGAGGGGCGUGUCUUGUUCGGUGACGUUUCCAAGGCCCUGAAUAAAAGCCUCGACCUCAGCGUAACCUCUAACUCCAUCUUGCGAAACCCUGAAUAACCCCUCCGGCCAGUCCCCGCCCUCCUUCGCUCGCCAUUGGCUGUUGGUUCACCCGGGCUUUGUUUUCCUCAGUAUGCGGC